Sarcophilus harrisii (Tasmanian devil) is the source of this 3237-nucleotide messenger RNA. It is a transcript of the gene DACT2, whose product is annotated as dishevelled binding antagonist of beta catenin 2. NCBI's taxonomy places the organism in Eukaryota, Metazoa, Chordata, Mammalia, Dasyuromorphia, Dasyuridae. The transcript is spliced from 4 exons. Gene Ontology annotation, cellular component: cytoplasm. Gene Ontology annotation, biological process: negative regulation of nodal signaling pathway. Bases 513 to 3032 code for a protein of 839 amino acids. The record is from RefSeq and is a predicted model, not a curated record.
AGGAGGGACUGUGACCUCAGGGUGUGUGGAAUUGCGCCUUCCCUAUAGAAAUUCCCCUCCCCCCCCACCCCCCUUCUCCUGGAUUGCCCCGAGCUGAGGCGGGGGACGGGGCAUCGGCGGGAAGGAGGAGGAGAAACGACGGGGGAGGGCUCCUGAGCUCAGCUUCAGUCUCUAUAUCAGCAUCCAGCCAGGUAACUGGCUGGCCCGGAGGCUCCCUAGUGCUUCACGAAACGCCCUGCUGCGGACCUUCGCACCACCCCCUUUGCUCUAGUCUCGCCUCCCUCCGGCCCCCUCACAAUUCAUUUCGCCCUUAUUCCCUCUACCCCCCAGCACCCCGCCGUCUUCCUCAGACUUGGAAAACCUUGCUAGUCGCGCUUUACUCCCUCCUCCUGAGUGCGGGCUGGGGGGCGGGGUGCAGGACCCCUUCCUCUGUGGCCCCGGCCCCCGCCCCCAGCACACACUUCUCUCCCCUUCCACGGGUUAUGCCCUGCCGAUAGUGCUAGUCUUCCGACAUGUUGAUGGUAAGCGGUCAGACCGGGAUGAAGCGGCCAACUGAGGGCUGGGACCGCGGCCGUGUUCGCGAGAGAUUGCAUGCAGCCCUAGCCGGCCUCCAGGAGCUCCAGGUGCUGAGGGACAAGCAGCAGACGCUGGUGAAUGGGGCUCUAGCCAUGAAGCCGGCGGCGCCCCCGCCACCCCCGCCGCCAGUUCCUCGGGCGCCUCGGCUCCCGCAGCAACUGCCCUCGACUGUCCCUGCGGGCGACUCGCACAGCAAGGAGCAUAGGCUGGAAGCCACUCUCACUGCUCUCAAGGAGCAACUGUCACGUUUAAGAAGACAAGAUGUUGGCCUGAAAACUCACUUGGAUCAAUUGGAUCAGCAAAUAAGUGAACUGAAGUUGGAUGUAAACAAGACUUCCAGUGAAAACCUUGAUAGUGACAGCAGGCCCAGUUCAGGCUUUUAUGACUUGAGUGAUGGAGGAUCCUGUUCUUUGUCCAAUUCCUGCACAUCUGUCUAUAGUGAGUCCAUCUCCUCCUCUCAUAGCAGCUUGCUUCCUGGCAUCCACACUCCCAAAGUCAGGCUCAGUAUCUUCGACUACCGCCCCAAGUCUGCUGAUGAGACCACUGUACAUAGUGCCCAUCUCCAACCUCAGCAACUUGUCAGUGAGAAUUGCUGGAUCAAGGGCAGCCCAGAGAAUGAAGCUGAAACUGUGCCCAAGUUCAAGCCAAGGCCAGUUUCCACAGGUGACCUUGAAAGAAUUGUGCCAACUGAUGGAAGUCUUCAGAAGACAACCAAUGAUCCUAAGAAUAUGUCACCCCUUUGCUAUGGUACAGAAAUUCUGUUCCAUGAGGUGGAUCCUAAGUAUCAGAGUGACUUGGUCUCCAAGAGUGGCAGUGAUAGAUACCCUUACCCAAGCCCUCUGCAUGCAGUAGCCUUGCAGAGUCCCCUGUUUUCUCUGACUAGAGAGACUCUAGAGACUGACAACCACUUGCCCCUCACUAAACCUAUCCUGAGCAUGUCAGGUCCCAGUUUGAUCAGGACUAAACCAAUCACUGAAGUUCCUCCUCCUGGUGGCUAUAUUGACAAGCUGCUCCAGCUAACCAGGGACCGAGGGAAGUACACAAGUGGCAGUGUGAGUGAGUGGGAAUCAGCUAAAGGGCAGAUGCCCCUGUCCCAAAAGAAGCUUGGUGGACUGAGAGUGAAUAGUAGCAGUCAGGUAGAGAAGCAGGUCAGCUCUCCAGAAAGUAGACAAGCUAAAACAGGAAGAGUUCAGAGGGAGGUGCCAGAUGAGAAUAGUACAAAACUGCAAGAAUCUGGAGAACCCUCUUUAGAGGGGGAACAGCCGGCCAGCCAGCAGAGCUUGGAAUCCAUGGUUACAAAUAGCUGCUUCCCUGGGAAGGUCAGUCCCAUUUCUGCACAUGAAGAGCCAGAGGUCAUUAGUCUUGAGCAGGAGUCAUCUUCCUGCUCCCAAGUGCACCAAUCACAUCUCAACAUGGCUCCCCAAAGGUCAAACACCAAAGUUAUCCUGCCCCCCAAAAAGGUGGGCAAAAAGGGAACCACUCUCGUCACAGGAGAGUUUGUCCAUGCUCAGUUUGUCCCAGGAGAGGCUCACUUGAUGAGACUGAAAGCAAGCAAUCUCAAAACAAAGGCUCUGAAAGUCAAACGAAGAAGCAGCGAUAAGGUGCUGAGACUUGGGAAGCAGCAGCCCGUGUUAGCAGAAAGGCCACGGGGAAUGCAUGCAACGUCCCGACUGUCUACAGAGUGGAACCCUUUUCCGAGGUCCCACGGAGGAAAGAACCUCUUGAGGAGGACAGCGUUUGUUGGGGAAGUGACCGGCCGAUCCUGCUCAGAAUCCAGCCUCUUUCCUGUACCAUUUCACAUCCCAGCAGUAGUGUCCCGACCUGAGCUUUAUCCAUCCUCAGCGCAUCCUUUGUACUCUUUGGAAGCGACUCAACUCAAUUUGGUAGCCAACGGGGGUGCCAAAAAGAAGCAACAGCGAAAAUGGCAGUCGACUGUGGAGAUCUCGGCUAAAUCCCACCUGGCGAGUUUUCCUGCAGAUACCGGCUUAGCCCUGCCCAGGCCACCUGGAAGGAGAGCUGGAAUCUUACGCACUAUGAGUGGGAGGUCCCGGCCCAAGCUACCCAAUCAUAACGCAUAUGCCAAAAGUGAGUCAGACCACUCCGAAUACUCAGCCGAGUGUGCCUCCCUCUUCCACUCCACCAUUGUGGAAACCAGUGAAGAUGAUGUUAGUGAUUACACUGCCAACUGUUUUGGGGAUAGUGAGUCUGAAGACAGUGACUCAGAGGGGGCUUGUAGGAGCAGCGAGAGCAGCCUCACUCUAGACUAUGAGGAGGCUGUUGGGAGUGAGCUGAUUUGGCCCAAGGCCAUUGUCCAGCAGCCCGUAAAGGUGCAGCCUGCCUUGAAGUCAUCUCACCAUUCAGUGCCCAAAAUUUGCCGUAUCAAGGCCUCUAAGGCCCUAAAGAAGAAGAUUCGGAGAUUCCAGCCAGCAUCUCUAAAAGUUAUGACAAUGGUGUGAACAAAAAUGUCCCAGCAGAAAUCAGGUUGACUUUAGAACAAGAUGGGUUGGGGUUUAAAAAAAAAAAAAAAAUUGCAUCAUGGAUGAACCAGAAAUGAUGCUCCAAAAAGGCCAAAGGACCUUUUACUUUACUAAUAUUGGUGUAAAAAGCAAUGAGUGUAAUUUCUUUAUCUUUCCACUGUUUAUUAUACAAAUAUGAAUUUGU